This is a messenger RNA of Pneumocystis jirovecii RU7, 276 nucleotides long. RefSeq lists its product as uncharacterized. The record is from RefSeq and is a predicted model, not a curated record. Gene Ontology annotation, cellular component: mitochondrion; mitochondrial inner membrane. Bases 1 to 276 code for a protein of 91 amino acids. Gene Ontology annotation, biological process: mitochondrial respiratory chain complex IV assembly. The transcript is spliced from 2 exons. Lineage: Eukaryota; Fungi; Ascomycota; Pneumocystomycetes; Pneumocystales; Pneumocystaceae.
AUGUUUCUCAAUAUAUCAGAUAUACUUAAUGUUCAUCGUAUACCGUGUUUUCAGAAUGCCAUUUUAUAUGGAAUAGCAAGUGGAGUAGCAAUGAGCACCAUCCGUAUCAUUUUUCAGGCACCUAUCAUAAAAGCAUGCCAUUCAGGUGUUGCUACAUUCUGUGGCAUCAGUAUUGUAUCUUGGGAAGGAUGCCGAUACCAACGUUAUAUGAAAAAAAAAAAUAUGAGAGUAAUUGUUGAUAAAGAUUCAAAAGAAAAUCCUGAACCAUCACCCUAA